AAGGUGAGGCUAAGAGAGAGGUGUUAUUGUUGCCCCCUGCAGAGAAAGACACAGCUGAUCAUAUCUUUGAGGCCCUAGGAAGAAUAUAUGGGGAUGCUGUAACAGUAAGCCAGUUAAGGGCACAGUUUUUUAAGUGUCAACAACAAGCAGGGGAAGGGGUGGGGCCUUUCAUACUGCGUCUCCGCGAGUCUCAUUCCAGGUGGCGUGCGAAAGAGCCGACUGUGGGAUCCGAUGAUGAGAUGCUUCGAAGCCAGUUGGUGCUUGGACUACAGCCUGGCCCUGUACAGAUGGAACUGCAGAGACGAGCACGCAGGGAACCCACACUGGCUUUUGACGAGGCAUGCAAGGAGGCAAAGGCUAUGGAGAAAGAAACGCAACAGGCUCAUGCACCAAUGGAUGUGGAGACCCGCCGCACGUAUAACAGUCCGACUCCGCCCCAGCCCAGCCAUGGAUCGAAGUCCUCAACCGACCCGCUGCAAGACUGGGGUAGCCUCAAGGAGGCAAUGCGCACUGAACUGGUGGAGGAGUUACGUGCUCAAGUAAACGACAUGAAGACCUCUCUCUUAGCAGAACUGCGCACUCAACGAACAGCUCCCGGGCCAACACCUCGACAACCUGACCCGGCUAGCAAUAACAGUAGCCAUCCACAAGGGACCCGCCCCCGCCGGAGAGAUAGAACACCUCAAUGGGACGACCAGGGACGGCCCAUAUGCCUCCGGUGUGGCCAAGCUGGCCACAUGCAGCACAAUUGUGUUUCUCAGGGACCAGUCGACCAUCGCAGAGUGGCGUCCUCUGCAGACGGCAGUAGCCCCGCGGAAGCCCCAAUGAAGACGGCCCUCGUAGGACAGUGCCCUGAGGUCGAGGUCCUGGUCCAAGGGUCAGAGCACCUGAAUGCAGAUGCGCUGUCCAGGCUUCCAGAGGCCCUGCUGGCAGGACGUGUCGAGGCCCCAACUAAUGGAGGUACGCAGGAGGUAUGGGCAGAGCGGCAGGGAAGUGAUCCGGACCUCACACUUAUACGUCGGUGGCAGCAGCAGGGGCAUGAACCAUCUGCAGUGGAGCGGCAGACCCUCCAGUUGGCUGGUCGACAGCUGUUAAGAGAAUGGCCUAACCCAACUGUAAUGGAAGGGGUAUUGCUGUGUAAAAGGCCGGCCUCAGGUGCACUGGGAGAGGUGACUGCGGUGGUGGUGCCGGUGGCAGACAGAAGGCAGGUUUGGACUCGCUACCAUGAGGCCCUGGGUCAUGCCAAGGGGUACCGACUGCUGGCUGCACUGAGGGAGAGGGUGUUUUGGAAUGGUAUGAACCGAGACAACCGCAGGUGGGUAAGGGAAUGCACCCAGUGCUGCCUCAAUAGCAACGUGGAGGGGCCAAGGGCACCGCUAUGCUCCAUCGACAGCAGCUACCCGUGGGAGACACUAGCCCUGGACUACCUGUCGCUGAACCGGGCUGGUGACCGGUAUCCAUACAUAUUGGUCAUUGUAGAUCUCUUCUCCAGAUUUGCAUUCGCAGUGCCUACAAAGGACCAGACAGCACCGACGACAGCUAGAGUCUUGUGGACCACGGUUUUCCAAUCAUUCGGGUGCCCAGAGAGGAUUCUGACCGACCAGGGACCUGCGUUUGAGGCUGAGUUGACCCAGCAGUUGUGUGGACUCUACGGCUGCCACAAGGUGAGGACCACGCCAUAUCACCCACAGGGCAAUGGAGCCUGUGAGCGUAUGAACCAGACCAUCUUGGGGUUGCUCAACACCCUCAGCCAACGUGAACAGGGCCGAUGGAUGGAGCAUCUACCAGAGCUGACGCAUGCCUAUAAUAACACGCCCCACAGUGUUACUGGGUUGGCCCCCUUCUUUGUCUUGUUUGGUAGGCAUGCGCGGCUGCCGGUCGACCAGCUGAUGGGAGUACACCGAUCGGAGUGGAGGGGUAACACCCUCGAGUGGAUCGGUGAGCAUCAUGGCCGCCUAACCUCGGCGUACCAGCUAGUGCGCCAGGGGACUCAACAGCGGCAACAGCAGGAUCAGCGGCGCCAUAAUCGGGGCCGGAGGGCCCUGCCGCUGCUUCCAGGAGAGCGGGUCUUGGUCCGGGAUUUCCGCCGCCGUGGCCGGGGGAAACUAGGAUACCAUUGGGAUCCUAGGCCCUAUGUGGUGCUGAACCAACCCUCAGCGGACCGUCCAGUCUACACCCUGCGCCCAGAAGGCCGGGAGGGGCCCACCAAGACUAUUUCAACCACCUGCGCGCCAGCCUGCUGA
Molecule: messenger RNA, 2243 nt
Organism: Alosa alosa (allis shad)
Lineage: Eukaryota; Metazoa; Chordata; Actinopteri; Clupeiformes; Clupeidae
Exons: 2
Coding region: 240-2243 (667 amino acids)
Biological process (GO): DNA integration
Molecular function (GO): nucleic acid binding; zinc ion binding
Source: RefSeq, a predicted model, not a curated record